AUGGGUAGUGGCGCGUGCACGUUUAUUUAUAACAGCAGAGUUAAUAAAUGGAGACGUUACCAUAAUGACUCUUUCUCUCAUUCCAUUUCAGAUGUCAUUGGAUAUGUUACUGAGGUUGGUGCGCCAUUUGUAAACGCUUCGGGCUCACGCACAGUCGAAUUCAGUCUAACCAAUGAACGCAAGCGCCAAGUCAGAGUGACACUGUGGGGCCACCUUGGUGAUGUUAUGAUUAAGAGGAAGAGCGAGAACCCACCCAUUUACUCUCUUAUCUUGACUUCCAUGAGCGCGAAGUUCUACCUCGGCACCCUGUGUUUGUCCAGCUCAACAUCGACUGUGCUCAUCGAUUCAGACGAGAUACCUGUGCUCCAGUCUUUCAGGGCAUCCAUCAGCUGUGUUGCCGUCGACGGUACUAGCGAGCCAAUUACCGAGGAUGUAACCUGUGUUGGCACCCUAAGUGAGCUUUUGGACAAGGUGUGUGGCGACAAUAAUAAAAAGAAGGCCGUCCUUUUGAGGAACAAAGCCGAGAUUACAUCCAUCAGAACAAAAAACAGCUGGUAUAUUUUCACGUGCUCUGGCAGCAAGUGUCGUAAGGGCCUCACCCGAGAGGAUGGGUACUUCAUUUGCAAGGCGUGCAAAUCCAAGGUUGAAUAUCGGAGGACAAGGUUUCGAAUUCAGGUGGAUAUUACCGACGGAACCAUGAACACCGUUGUUGUCCUUUUUGAUGAAAUCGCUGAACAGCUGGUUAAAAGGACUGCAAAAUCUCUGGUGGAAGAACAACUACAAGAUACCUCUGUCGAUGCGCCGAUACUACCCUCUGCCCUUCAGUCCCUUAUCAGAACUAAACACACGUUUGAGAUUAAGAGCCAUACAUACUAUCAUUUUGGCGAGUAUGAGAGCUUCAACUGCGCAAAGAUUGUUAGUCCUGCUUCAGACUGCGCAGAUAACGACGUUUGUCCAAACACGCCAUCUGUGCGUGCAAGUUCAACAGAUCCGCUGAAACGUUCUGCACCUGGUCCAUACCCGUUUCCUAAGGCUGCACGCAAGCUUCGAAAGUUUUGUGUGGAAGACUCGGAUGACGAUACUGAAGGGAUGACUCUCGGUCAUAUGGAUCUUACUGGUGUGAUUGAUGAUAUUGAUGAUGGUAAAAAGGCUUCCCAUUGA
This is a messenger RNA of Helianthus annuus (common sunflower), 1161 nucleotides long. RefSeq lists its product as uncharacterized. The transcript has 8 exons. NCBI's taxonomy places the organism in Eukaryota, Viridiplantae, Streptophyta, Magnoliopsida, Asterales, Asteraceae. The record is from RefSeq and is a predicted model, not a curated record. Bases 1 to 1161 code for a protein of 386 amino acids.